Manduca sexta (tobacco hornworm) is the source of this 2648-nucleotide messenger RNA. RefSeq lists its product as uncharacterized. The record is from RefSeq and is a predicted model, not a curated record. NCBI's taxonomy places the organism in Eukaryota, Metazoa, Arthropoda, Insecta, Lepidoptera, Sphingidae. The transcript has 3 exons. Bases 110 to 2392 code for a protein of 760 amino acids.
UAUCAUAUGGUCUUGAAGGCCAGUGCGGUUUCAACAAGUGUUAAGGAAAUUUUGGAGAAAAAAGUUGAACUAAUAUUAGUCCCACGGCCGUCAACAGCUGGAGACGGCAAUGGAUUGGUUGAAAUUGUUCGCUCUUUUGGUUGCUGUUGCUUCCAUUCAUGUUACGGCAGAAGGACCUAAGAAAAAGAUCCGCAUACAUUUACCACAAAAGGUGAAACACAUUCAUCAUCACAAAAAGAUAUAUAUCACGAAUCAUCCUGCGUCUUCGCAGUAUGCGCCGGCAUACAUGCCCAGUGCUGAAGGGGCGGUGGCAGUGCCAACUAACGUCGCCCUGCCAGCGGUAACGAAUAUCGUGCCGUUAAACUCAAUUGAAGUGUAUGAUGAGACCCAAGGUCGUGUGCCUGGGAUGUUGGCGGCGUCAUCUAAACUUUUGCCCCUAUACCGUGCGCGAGGUUACUACGGCCCUCCACCGACUGAAUGGGAUGACCAAGAGUAUGAUUUGGCUCCCCCGCCGGAACAGACAGAACAUUCGUAUGUUCCGACUGCAUUCUCAGCACCUUCCGGAGCGGCGGCAGCCCCAUCUAAUCAUCCACCCAAGCGAGUUAAAGUAGUAAAGGUCAAUGAACAACCACGCAAAAAGGUCGGGCGGAAGACGAAACCGAAGAGGGUUGUUAUACGUGGACGGCCACAGCCGGAAGAGGAACAUCCGGUGUCGACAUUUCACGAACAGUUUUAUUCUGACCUGGACGGGUCUGGGACUAUAAGAAAAAUUAAGAAACCGCAACGAGUUGAAAAAAUAAUCGACGGUGAUACCGAACACAUACACACAUACAGCGAAGAGCAUAUCCACAAGUUAGUUUUCGACGACGGGUCUACUCAAAUAACCAGUAUGGUCGGAGUAAGCCCUGUUAACGGUAUUUCUGCACUUUCCGCGCCGCACCCAUUAAUGCCUAUGAAGAAGCCACAAACGCUACUGGCUUAUCCAUCGGAUGCGUUAGCAGAAUUUGCCUCCAUAGGUUCCAUGGGAACGCCAUCUCAUCUGGAAUACGCAGCUUAUAACCCCCGUGAAGUUACACAUGAUCACAUUUUCCACGAUCACGGGGAGAUUCCUCCGGACAUGGACGUAGUUAGAGAUCCUCUAUCAAUACCUCCAAAGGUUUCUUAUAACAGUCAAGGAUUACGCAUUGGGGGGGUGCCGAAAUUAGUCAAAAAUAAAUAUUCCCAUAAAUACACAAAGCCCACAAAGCCAACAGGUGUAAAAGAUUAUUCUUACUACGAAAAUAUGUAUAAUCCAUACAACAGGAUACGAAACAUACAAAAACCAACGAAUUCUCCACCACAUUAUGGGGCUUCAACGGAAAUGAAUGUAGACGAUUACAGACCUUUACCAUCGUUUAAAUUUAAAGAUAAGGGAUAUUCGAAACCGCGUAAUGUAGUUCCAGCACUUUAUUUCAACAGUGGGAAACAAGUGACUGAUUAUCGACAACAGGAGGCGAGUGUCCCUGCACCUUUCUCUGUAUCCUCUACAAUAGUACAUGAUUACAAGCCCAAACCAUAUCACGGGCACUUUACCGGUCCAGCUGGGUUCACAAAGUAUCAAGAUCCAUUAUUAAAUUUCAAAGAUAAUAGUUAUUCCAACAACUUUGGAUAUGACACUUACGCGUCACCAUCAGCUAUCGUAUAUAACACAAAUGAAGAAAGAAACGAGAAUCCAUCAUGGAUGUAUCAAGGGAAAAGAGGGAAAAAGAAAUCUGUUUCAACACAGAAUAUUAAUUUUGGAGGACUAGAUCAUCACACUACAGUUGAUCAUCUGGAAGAUUCUGGUAUCUCGGCUAUAUCAAUGAACGAUGGUUCUCCAACUGCUUUAGAACAUUAUAAUGAGUAUGAUCAACCGAAAAUACCAGAUUAUGUCACGUCUACACCAUUUACGAUAAAAGAAACAUCGCCAGUUCAUCCCUACUAUUCAGCCAUGGCAGUAAAGGCGUUAAAUGGUGACCAGUUGUCGGUAGCGGAGGCAUCAAACAACAACUUCCAGUAUGCUGAAGCACCCAAUCUGUCAACUACGCCCUUCCCGUCGUCUCUAGCGACGACAACUAGUCAGCCACCAGAACGUUAUGAAGUUCAAAGUACGGAAGCUUUGGUGACAGAGCCAAUUGAUUACAUGACUGAUACAAGGCAAAGGCACAGACAAAAGGAUAAAAACUUUGACAUUCACAAAGAUCACAGACAAAAAUAUCCUACGGCGGAACUAAACCCCCAGAGCAAAGAUUUUAGUUUACCAGUAAAGCCAAUGCCCACACGCACAAUACUGAAUGGGCCUAAUUAUUCGUAUAAGAACAACGAAGAAUCAUCAAGUACAAUGGGUACUCUGAAGUACGGUGAUAAAAUUUAAAACAAUAAAAGUGAACAAGUCAGAGUUUAAUCAAUUAUUCUUAAACUACAGGUGAACUAAAAUGAGACUGAUGAAAUCUAAAAACUGUUCCUUCUCCUAUGAUUUAGUUUAUUAUUUAUUAAGAAAUGUUAUAGCUAAAGUAAUCAUGUCUGAUUAUUAGCUAUAUAUAAAAUGCGAACGACAAUCGCAUUUGUGCAUUUCAUACGAAUAUUUAAGCAAAUUGACAGAAUAAAAAUACAAAUGUAAAUAAAAUGAA